AUGGCCCUCCUUCGCCUACUCCCCAGUCUACUGGCACUCCUACCUAUUGGGGCCCUCGGUCAAGCACCAAUGCGCCUCUGCACAGAUGAAACCUGUGAGAACUGCCCCAAUUCCGUUACCACUGCCGGCACAGGAUACCCAGCUUGCGUCGUAUAUGAUCGCGACACCGUGCUCGGCAGCACGGCAGGGGACUAUGAACAGGUCGAAGACUCUCGGAGGAACAUUAUCUUCGACAUUGCGGAGCAUCCCAACCCUGAUUGCAAGUUCAUUGUCCGUAGUCCCGCGGGACAGCAGGAUCCGAACUGCGGAGAGCCUCUGAUCGUUACCCGUGGAGGAAGAUGCUUCAAGCCGUCCAGGGCCAUAGACCCCACGUUCAUGGUCCAAUUCUGUUGUGGUAGCGGCGACUGCGCGGUAUCUGGCGUCAAGCGUGGUCUCAAUACCGUUUCCAGUGUAGUCCUCCGGGAUGGCUCAGGCAACGUCGUUGUCCCGCUAGGCGUCGGCAGCGAGUCUGGUGACAUGAUGGAUGUCUUCAUGGAAGAUCUGGGCCUCAACUCUUCAUCAGUAGUCGAGUCGACUUCAACUUCCGGAAUGCGAGUGUUCAAGAUUGGACAAAACCUGGCGAAGCGCGACUGUGACUCCUUCACGCCAUCAGGCGACACUUACACCAAGGCUGAUAGCGUUUCCUCCAAGAUUGGCGCUAGAAUCUGCGGCGAUGGCACAAUGCAAGAGGUCACCAACGAAAUGAGUGUCUCCAGAUCAACAACCUUUGGAGCAUCUGUAGGUGAUCCAUUUGGAAUCGUAUCGGCAUCAACGGAGUUCACGACCGAGGAGUCGGCUUCGCAGUCCUAUACGUAUGUCUUCACACCACCAGAAGGCCAAUGCGGCAAUGUGGCGUUCACUGCGACAUUGAACUGUCUAGGCGGAACGAUUACCGGGUGCGAAGGCGGAGACCAGACCGGAGAGGUGUGCACUGCGAGAAGGAUCAGCGAAGAUCAGGUCGACGGGACCUACUCCUUCGUUAUUACCGACUAG
Cercospora beticola is the source of this 1032-nucleotide messenger RNA. RefSeq lists its product as uncharacterized. The record is from RefSeq and is a predicted model, not a curated record. NCBI's taxonomy places the organism in Eukaryota, Fungi, Ascomycota, Dothideomycetes, Mycosphaerellales, Mycosphaerellaceae.